GCCCCGUCAAAACAUACAUGGCUUGAUACUGGACCAGAUAAUGUUUGUCUGUUAAUUGGGUCAAACGUUAGACUGCGACCUUAAUUACCUGGGCUUGGCUAUAGUCGCCGUAUUCGAUCCCGGCCUGAUGGAUUGCAAAAAAAAGUUCGGUCGGAUUUGUAGAUAUCACAUAAUUAUUCUAUAUUUUCAGACUCCAAUCUACACUGAAAUUGUAAAUUAGGAUUCUUACCAUGAACAUUUAUCGUUACUCAACUGCCUUAGUGCUACAUCAAUGACAGAUCAAGUCCAUGUCUGGCUAAGUCGAGUCACGUUCCUGCAAGUCAUAGUGCGGCCAGCACAGCCUUUACGCAGUACGCGCACCGAUGUGUCCCGGGAAGGCGCGGCAAUGCCAGAAGAUCAAGGUACUAGUAUUGGCUGUGGUGUUAGCUGGUGUAUUUUUUGUAGGGGCAGCGAAAGUUAGCAGAAAAACAGUAAUACAAUGUCAUCAGACUAUGUUUUUUUUUAUUGAUGCGCAGACUACAAGAACCAUGUUUACCUUUUGUCUUAUUUUGUUUUUCAAAAAAAAUCAUAAAAUAAUAAUAAAGUAAUAUUCAACAUUCUUUCUUGGAGUUCUCAUUAUCCAUAAAAGUAAAAAUCAAUAAAACAAAUCAACUCUAUAAUCUACCGAAACAGUGCGCUAAGUGAGGGGCGGGGUGUUAAUGGUGACAAAAGCUGAGCGGAAUUGACCUUUCUAAAAGCAACACUGCCUUCUGUUGCUUCCCUCUACGUUCGUUGGUCCACUAGAUACGCGCAUACAACUGAAGUACGCGCACGAAUUUGUAGGCAUGCCAACGAAACCAUGAACCGACACAAUACAUUCAGAGAUUAAUAGCAAAAUUGAGGUAAACUACCAGAUUAUGACUAUACUAGAUUCAAAUAACAGAAGCCCAAAAAUAUACAAACAAUGGGAUAGUGAUGUACCACAUUUUAAGAAUAAAACUCUUACUAAACAAUUGUCUUAUCUUUUAUCUUUAGUAAACAGAAUUGAAUUCUGUCAUUAAAAAACCAAUCUGCUAAUUUCACCACGAUUCGCCAUGAUUUAGUCGAGCUCAUUUUGUUAUCGAUCUAAGCUCCGCCCCUCACACAGAGAACAUUUUUUUAGUAGAUUGUAGAGUUGAUUUUUGUAAAUUUCCUAAUUUUUAACAUUUUUGCUUGAAAAUUUUAUACAUCAAAUAUUAUGUUUAAAAUUAUGAAACAUUUAGAUCUGUAAUUUUCCUAAAAUAUUUUGUUGUAAUGUUAACGAUUUUAUCACUUUGCAUAUCAAUUAUGAUCACGUAGAUCAGAGGUUGAUACACGUUCGCUAAAUGUCGCUGCACCGCAUUAAUGCGCCAAACUACAAGCGCCAAACGGUAUGACAGCGCCGGGCGUCUCGCUCGCCCCGGUCGCGCCGGCCGGUGUGGAGGUAGGGUACGGUAAUAUGCGGUUGGCUGGUUGCAUUUACUUUUGCAUGCAUGCUAACGCAAAUUCGUGUAAAAUUUUAGCAUGAAAAUAUCAGCUGUGGCAUAGACGUUCGCCCUUUGAUAGUUCACAAGUCAAAAGGUGUCGACUCGGGUGUUGGCUGGUGUAGUUUUGGUAGGGGCAGCGAAAUUUAGCCGAAGAACGGUACGACAUGUCAUCAGACUAUGUAUUUUUAUUGUUGUGCAAACGACAAAAAUCACGAUUACCUUGUGUUAACAUUAACAUUCUAAAAAUUAUAACAUUUAUUCUUGGAAUACUCAUUAUCAAUAAAAAAUAGUAAAAUUGAGCAAACGAAAAAAAAACCUCUACAACCUACUAAUAGGGCGGGGCUAAGAGUGGUCAAAAAAUCUGAACGGAGUGGACCUUCCUAAAAGCAAUACUGCAAAGUGUUGCUGCCCUCUACGUUCGUUGGUCACGCUUAGCGCCAGAUGAAUUAGUAGUAUCUUCCGAUGAUCAUACUGUCCAUGAUGAGGACAGUUAUGAUGAAUCGAAUUGUUCUUGGAAAACGGCGAUCAAUAGAAAUUCUAUCCGAUCGGCUAAGAAAAGGGCAAGGGUUAGGAGCAAUAGCGAUAGUACUCUAAAUACGAAGAACAGUAAAAUGCCUAAAUUCUCUACUCCCACUCAUUCAAGCAGGAGGGUAGUCAUUGUUGGCCUGGAAAAUAAGAAUAUUUGCAGAGCAAACCCAGUACAGGUGUUCAAAGAAAUUCAUAAUCUCGUAGGCAAUCUGAAUGGGAAAGAGAAAGUGAAAAAUAUGAUGAUUUUGAAAUGUGAGAAUGACACACAAGUCAUGAAAUUGUUGGAACUAACCAAGCUUGCUGGUAUAGACGUUAAAGCAACGCGUUAUGAAGAUAAUCAUGAUUUCACAACGAAAGGUGUUAUUCAUAGAAUAGAUACACAGAUAAGUAAUGAGGAAAUUGCAGAAGUAUUGAAAGAUCAGAAGGUAAUUCAUGCUAAGCGUUUUAUGAAGAAGAUCAAUGGUGAAAUAGUACCAACCCCAUCAGUUCUCAUCACCUUCAAAGGCAAGAAUAAAUCCGAGACAGUAAACUUUCUGUAUGAGCUUAAACGUGUGGACAACUUUAGUCCACCGGUGCCAAGGUGUCACAAAUGUCAACUUUUUGGGCACAUGAAGGAAAAUUGCAAGGGUAAACUGCGCUGUGUGAGAUGUGGAGGGGAACAUGAUUUUGAAGAGUGUACACAAAAGGAAAAUCGAAAAUGCUUUAGAUGUGGAGAUAAACACUCGCCUGCAUAUCAAGGUUGCAAAAUUUACAUAGAGGCAAAACAAAUACAAAAGGUUAAAUUGAAGGAAAACAUAACAUACGCACAAGCGACUAGGGUGUAUCGCACUCAAAACAAUGAAAUAGUAGAAGAAGCAAGUAAGACCAUUAGUACUAGCGACACUAAAGAAAACGCUCAAAAGAAACUAAAGAAUGUUGGUCCCAUUUCAAAUUCAAUGGCAUCUGACCACGAAUCAACCCAACAAUCAAAGAUUCCGCGCCCAAUCCGAGUACAAAGGAACAAUGAAGGAAUGCGGGAAAGAGAUAAGGAAUCAAGGCAAGGAAAGGAUUCGAAUAACAAAAAGAAAGAUUCUGUCAACACAUUAAUGAGUGUAGCACCCCUGGAUUUCAUUAUGUUUAUUCUAUUUGUGAUACGUAAGUUACCACAGUCUGAAAACGAUGAUCAGUUUUUGGAAUCUGUUGUACCAUGGACCUAUGAAGAGAUGGACAUUCAUCGCUUAGGUAAUGAAUUCACAAACAGGUGACGGUAAUUGUCAUCUGAAUAACAUUCUCUUCAUACUAGUCUUCUUUGGUCCUAUGAUCGUCACCGUGAGAAGGGACUGAAUUAGUUCGUUAUUGGACAUUUAUAUUUCACAAAUUAUAUGCGCAGUUGAUAGAAAAUCAAUGAAAUAAUGGAUAAUCGAUGUGCAGUUUUUGGUUACCUUUGUUAAUCUUAGUUCCAUGUGUUUUAUUUGGGGAAAUGUCUGCAUAUUUUGAUAUAGAGGCAAUAUUGCGAUUGAUUGUUUACCAUUUAAAAUUCAAUUUUCCCAAGUUUCUCCAUAAUAUUCCAGAUAUACGUGGCACAUAACAUUUGUAGAUCGUGUAUCUUUCAAUGUUAUUGAGGUCCUUAUGUGUGGGCGGUAGUUAGCGGAUCGAAUAAUAUCAUAUUUUAUAUCAUAAAAAUCGUCUGCUUCUCAAGUUUGCUGAUCCAUAUAUGAAGCAAAUUGACUGAAAGGCACAUACUGAAACAGGGGAUCAGCCAACAAAAGUCAAGACCGGGAAACUGUUCCGUCUUUGAGUGAUCAGAUACCCUUGGUAGUCAUGGUAAUUGCUAUUGUUACAACACCUGUAUGUUCUCAUUAAGAUGCGCAUAACCAGGUGACGGUGACUAUCAUUGGGUCAAAGAAAUGCUCGCGUUAAUCGUCCAUCUCUUCAUAGGUCCAUGGUCCAGUGGAAUGCUCAAGGCAUGAUUUCGCAUGGGUCGGACUUUCUAACUUCUCUUUUUGAUAAUAAUUUAUUGGGUUCCAACCCAGACAUUAUUUGUAUUCAGGAAACAUGGUUUAAUGAUUUUAAUGUGUCUUUCAUUCCUAAUUACUUUUGCGUUUGUAGAAACAGACAGGAUGGUAGGAGAGGUGGUCUGGCUAUGUAUUUCAAAAAGGACAUCGCUUUCCAGGUUAUGAAAGUUCAAGAGUUUAUCGAAUAUCAAAGGGUAGAUAUUUUUUCAAAGAAAGGAAUUAUUUCCAUUAUCAAUUAUUAUAAUCCCUGUAAAAAGAUUGAACUAGAAGAAUUAAACUUCAUGAUUAGAAAUGUGCCAGGGAAGCUUAUUAUUUUAGGUGACUUUAAUAGCCACAAUCCUCUAUGGGGGAGCAGCAAGCUUGAUUCGAACGGAAGAACUGUUGAAUCUUUCAUGGAGGUUAAUGAUCUAGCAUUACUCAAUGACGGAUCACCAACAAGACUAGACCCGCACUUUGGCUCUUAUUCCAUGUUAGAUUUAUCUAUUGUCUCCAAGGAACUAGCUUGUAGUAUGGAGUGGCGAGUAUUGACCAAUAACUUUGGCAGCGACCACAAUGCAAUCGUGAUGAAAUUAAUACAGACAAAUAACGCAAAUAUUAAAGGAGAAUGAAACCCUUGAAACCAGCUGAAUCCAUAUCAAAGAGAAAAAUCAAAGAAACAUAUUGUUGAAAGUUUGAGGAAGAUUGAAUGAAUAAUAAGAAAGUUAUGAGCAUUUGAAUAUUGAGAUCACUAAUGCCAUGUAGAUCCUCCUAUUGGCAAUGCGACCAAGAUCUGUGAUGUCACACACGUACAACUCCUUCAUUACUUUAGUACUUAUUUCACUUAUAUACUCACUUUUAUAGAGUAUAUCACAAGGUGAGGUGUUCUCUUUAUGAGAGGACAAGUACAGAGGUUUCACAACAUUAUAUCAUUGAUGAAUCGUUUGUCAUAUGAUUAGAAUGAGCAAAAAGAGAUGUUUUGGGGUAUAUUUUCAGUGUCCAAAAGGGGAGAGUUGUUCAUCUGUGACAUCAUAGAUCUUGGUCGCAUUGCCAAUGGGAGGAUCUCCAUAGCAUUAGUGAUCUUGACAUUCAAAUGCUCAUAACUCUUCUAUUGCUAGUCCUAUUCUACUCAAACUUUUGUUGAUCUUAUUCUUUGAUUUUUCUGCUUUCACAAAAGCUAACUUGCUCCAAGAGUUUCAUUCUCCUUUAAAGAAAACGCAGAUAUAGGUUGUAGAUGGAGUUUUAGAAACGUAAACUGGGAAGAGUAUAGAAAAGCAAUUAAAAAUGAAUUACUUAAUCUAAAUUACAAGAGACAUUACUCGGCAUGCAAUUUGGAUAUUCAAGGACGAUAUGAUAUAAUAGUUAAGGUAAUCUUGAAUGCUUCGAAGAGGUGUAUUCGUCGAGUGCGAAUAGGAGGAGAGAACAGAGGUAAAAUAACUCCCUGGUGGAACGAAGCAUGUCAAAAAAGCGGUGGCGGAGAGAAAUCAUAUUAAAAACAGAUUACGAAGAUAUUAUGAUGUAAAUGAUGUUCAACUAUACUUGAAAAAGAAAGCGUUUGCUCAGAAGGUGCAACGGCGAGCACGAUAUGACUAUUGGUCUAAAUACUGCGGUAAAAUGAAUAGAUUUACAGA
Lytechinus pictus (painted urchin) is the source of this 5613-nucleotide messenger RNA. RefSeq lists its product as uncharacterized. The transcript has a single exon. Lineage: Eukaryota; Metazoa; Echinodermata; Echinoidea; Temnopleuroida; Toxopneustidae. The record is from RefSeq and is a predicted model, not a curated record. Bases 2096 to 3256 code for a protein of 386 amino acids.